Molecule: messenger RNA, 3607 nt
Organism: Onychomys torridus (southern grasshopper mouse)
Lineage: Eukaryota; Metazoa; Chordata; Mammalia; Rodentia; Cricetidae
Gene: Ifnar1
Product: interferon alpha and beta receptor subunit 1
Exons: 11
Coding region: 353-2032 (559 amino acids)
Molecular function (GO): protein binding
Source: RefSeq, a predicted model, not a curated record
GGCGACGGCCGGCGGCGGGGAGGGAGAGCCCUGGGCGCCUGGGCCUUGGCCGCUAGCUGGGCGCGCGGAUGGCCGGAGUCCCCGCCCGCUGACCCGGGCACCCGCCUGACCGGAGCCGGCGCCUGCGCCCCUGCUGCAGCCUGCCCACGCUGUCCUGGGCCCGACCCUCGGGGCGGAUGGCGGGUAGGAGACCAGACGGCCGCAGAAACGCGCUUCCCCAGCCGAGCGCAGUCGGUCCCGGCCUCGCAGAGGAGUGAGAGGAGAGGCGCCUUAAGGCGCCCAGGUCGGAGCAGGCUAACAAAACAAUAGCAAGCGAGCCAGGAAACCACCCGGCUAGUUGUCACUCAGGAGAAUGGCGACUACUCUGAGGGUGAUAGACAGAGCGAUCUUCUCACGGUGGUGUAAGGAACCCGAAGAACACAGCCCAGCAUGCCAGCCAGGUCUCCUGGAGGUCUGUGGGGUUGCUAGUGGAGAAGAUCUGGAGCCUCCUGAGGAUGUAGAUGUCUACAUCAUAGAUGACAACUUUACCCUAAAGUGGAGCAGCAGAGAGGCAGUGGGCAAUGUGACGUUUUCAGCAGAGUAUCAAACAGAAGAGAUGGAGAACUGGUUAAAAUUGCCUGGGUGUCAACAUAUUACGGGGACCGAAUGCAAGUUCUCUUUACUGGACACAAAUAUUUAUAUCAAAAUAUGGUUUCGAGUAAGAGCAGAAAAAGGAAUGAGCACUUCUCCAUGGAAUGAGGCUGACCCGUUUAUCCCAUUUCACAAAGCUCACAUUGGCCCCCCAGGAGUACGUUUAGAAGCUGAAGAUAAAGCUAUACUAGUAUACAUCACUCGUCCUGGACAAGGUGGGAACAUGUGGGCAACAGAUAAUUUUAGCUUCAGGUACAAGAUAGUAAUCUGGCAGAAGUCUUCAGGUGUGACACAAAUUAUUAAAACUACGUAUUACACAGAAAGGAUUUUAAAACUGUUACCAGAGACUACUUACUGUUUAAAAGUUGAAGCAAUGCAUUUGUCCCUUAGGAAACACAGCAACUACAGUGCAGUGCAGUGUAUAAACACCACAGUGGCAGAUAAAAUGCCUCUGCCAGAAAACAUACAAGUGGAUGCUGAGGCCGGGAGCUACGUCCUGAGCUGGGACUAUACGUCUGCAAACGUGAGCUUCAGAGCACAGUGGCUCCCUAGCUAUUUGAAAAGUAUUUCUGGAAACUAUUCGGAUAAAUGGGAAACCAUUCCCACCUGUGCAGAUGUCCGAACUACACGCUGUGUCUUUCCUCGGGAUGCCUUCCACACAAGAACUUUCUUCCUCCGGGUACAAGCAUCAGAUGGAGAUAACACAUCUUUUUGGUCUGAAGAGAAACUUAUUAAUUCUCAAAAAUACACUGCCAUCCCCCCUCCAGCCAUUGCCGUCACCCCCUCCAGGGAGUCGCUGCUUGUCUACGUCAGCUGUCAGGACAGCCCCAGCACAUGUGAUGGACUGACUUAUGAACUCAGUUUCUGGGAAAACAGUUCCAAUACUAAGACGAAAAUGGUGAAGGAAAGCCCAGAGUUUUCCAUUGGGAACCUGCAGCCACUGACUGUGUAUUGUGUACAAGCCAGAGUACAUUCGUUUGCCGUCUGGAACAAGAGCAGCAGCUUCAGUGAGAAGCUGUGUAAGGAAACAAGGCCAGGAGAUUCUUCCCAAAUCUGGAUUGUGACUGCACUUAGCAUUGUGACUCUUUCUGUCCUGGUCCUGGUUUUUUAUGGUGGGAGGAGCCUCCUGAAAUACCUCAGUUGUGUAUACUUUUCAUCCCCCAAGCCUCCUCCCAGUAUUGACGAGUUUUUCUCGGAGCCGCCUUCAAGGAACCUUCUGUUUCUGACGCCGGAGGAACACACGGAAAGAUGCUUCAUCAUUGAACACACCGACAAGGCUGCUGGAGCAGAGGAAGACCACAGGAAGUACAGUUCCCAGACCAGCCAGGACUCGGGGAACUAUUCCAACGAAGAGGAGAGUGUCGGCAGUGACAGCAGUGCAGGGCUCCGGCCCUCCCACUGACUGCCCACAGGGCUCUGCUGGAGAUCCGCUGGGGAGGCCACGGAGCCUGCCUGCCCUCCUGGCACCCGAGACAGGGCAUCUGCUUCUCGGGAAAGGAGAAGCUCUUCAGAGCCCCGGCCGGCAGAGGCAGGAUCUCUCCACUGUGCCGUGGAUGGCCACCGUCUGUCUGGUGUGCCUUCCUCUGUGCGGAGGCAGGCUUGGCUGAAGCUGGCUGCCGCAUCUGCCGACAGCUGAAGUCCCAGGGUGCCGUCUUGUGCUGCUGGCUGGCCCAUGCUGCACAUGCCGUCUGGUGUUCUCUCUGUGUUCAUGUUCUAGGGCAUGUCUAGAACAUGUCUAGAACUGCCGCAGCUCCCGAGGUGUCUCAGAGGUUCUGCUGUCUACCCUAGCACUUCCUAACCCCUAACUGACCUCAGCAGCAGCUUCUGACUAGAACUCAGAAGUCACUGAAGCCAUGGAGAAAGGGACUCUAAGUAGAGGGGCCAGCGUUCCGUUUUCAGACCUCAGUGUGGCCUGGGGAGGCAUGGCGCACUCUAGUGCCUGUGGAUCUAGGAGAUGCCGGUGGCAGGACAGAAGUGGGUCGUAAGAAGCAGCUAGUGAACUGGUAAGGAGGAAGACCACGUGCAGUCAGCCUUCUUAGUAACGCCCUGUGUGGGUGGGUUUCUGUAGCCUUUCCCUGUUACUUUAUAUCGAGGCCACGGCCGACCUUGCCUCCACCCAGCAGUAGUCAGGGACCCCUCCUCAGCAUCCGUGCACUUAGUGUCAAAUAGUAAGGGAGGAAGAGUUGGUUGCCUGGUGCUGUCUGCAGGUGCCUAGAGUCCGCUUCAGAUUGAAGCUCAUGAGUACCCUUUGUAGACAGGACAUCUAGCGAUCCCGGUGGCUCCACAGGGGACUGUCAGUGCAGGCGUGACAGGACCCCAGCCUUGCUCUCUAAGAGGAGCUGAGCCGCGUGGUGGCGCACACCUGUAGUGCCAGCACUUGGGGACAGGCAGGCAGAGCUCUCAGUUCAGGCCAGAGGAGGAGAUGAGGAUGAUGGCUGUGGCCUCAGCCCCCAUUGCCCUCCGCACUGUGACACUUUAACAUUCCAACCCAGCGCUGCGCAUCCUCUGUUCACCCCGGGAAGAGCUCCUGGCAAGAUAGCCUACAGAGAAACAAGGCCGUUAGGAUGUGGGACGUGAUGUCAAGUGACACCAGUGAAGGUGGUCCACCACCAGUGCAGACACAGGUCUUCAGGUGACAGCAGCAGGGGAGGCCGCGGGGACUGCACUGCCCCUGGACUUGAAAAGAAGCAGCGGCAGUUCCACCCUUGUGCUCCAGAUGGUCUGCAUGGUGCUUCCUACAGGGCGCUGUAAGCUGACGGCUCCCCUGAGCAGUCAUGUGCCCAGGAUGCCGUGCACAUGGAGAGAUGCUCGGUGGUUAAGAGCGCCGCAUCCUGCUCUUGGCAGAGGACCAAGUGCAGUCCCCAGCACCCACGCGGUGCCUCAGACACUAGGCAUGUGCAAGGUGCACGUACAUACAUGUAAGCAAGACCCCCAUACAUACAAAAGUCAAACCUUUUUUAGAAAAAUAAUUUAAAAU